Molecule: messenger RNA, 14050 nt
Organism: Colletotrichum phormii
Lineage: Eukaryota; Fungi; Ascomycota; Sordariomycetes; Glomerellales; Glomerellaceae
Exons: 3
Coding region: 1-13971 (4656 amino acids)
Biological process (GO): secondary metabolite biosynthetic process; amino acid activation for nonribosomal peptide biosynthetic process
Cellular component (GO): cytoplasm
Molecular function (GO): catalytic activity; phosphopantetheine binding
Source: RefSeq, a predicted model, not a curated record
AUGAAGUCUACUUCGAAAACGCUGGUGGUCUCACCACAAGCCCUCAGAGGAGCCUGCUCUAGGCUCAAUUUACAGCCCGACUCCUUUCUCAAAACCGCAUGGGCAAUCACAGGCCACGUCCACACAGACUCCGACGAUGUGAUUCUGGCGAGUCUGCGCCAGAGUAACAGCCAUGGAGAUGGCUACUAUGUCACGAUGCGCAAUCUGCACACUGGGCCUGGUUCCGUUACUGUUGGCACCCUCUUACAUCAAGUGAGCCAAGCUGCAGUAGCGGAAGACGCCGGUGACUCCCUGGAACUCAGCGAUUGUCCUAUCCGGUUCCUUGUUACAGAGGAUGAGCUACCUUCCUCAAUCGCUCACAUUGCUGCCGAAGAGCUUUUUUACACACUGGUGCUCUCUGGGCAAGAACCGAAUCAAUGCCACAUAAAUGUCUCUGGUGCAGCACACGAGCAGAAGAUGGAGGCUGUGGCAGCCACUUUCCGAAUAAUUUGCCAUCAACUACUUAGCCCCAGCGUCAGGCUGGAUUUAGGAAUUGACCAGAUUGACUUGUUGCCUUUCCAUGAGGUAGCGCAGCUCUCCAGAUGGAACAACAACACUCAAUCAGACAGUCAAGAGUGUAUUCACACUAUCGUCACCGCUCACGCUUUCCAUCGCCCCAGAGAUCUGGCAAUCUGUGCCUGGGACGGCAGCUUCACCUAUGCCGAGUUGGAUUACUACUCCGAGGUGGUGGCCCGCCACUUUGUCGCCAAGGGAUGGUGCCAAGGCGGCUUUAUCAUCUCCAAGAUGCUGAAAUCGCGAUGGAGCAUGGUUGCUAUGCUGGCUAUUCUCAAAGCUGGCUGCGUCUUUGUCCCCGUGGAUCCUCGAGCUCCCGCAGACCGUGUGGCUGCAAUCGCCAGUGAAGUCUCUGCCAAGUGCCUCAUCACCAACUUUGUCGACGAGGCCCUGCCAAACUUUGGAAAUGAUGUUGUGAUCAUGGAGAACCUUCCGCAAGUGGCCGAGACCAGCACAAUCGACUCGGAGCCACUCCCUCAAGUGGCCGCCACCGCGCUCGCCACUGCAUUUUUCACCUCAGGAAGUACAGGAGUUCCCAAGGGCGUUCUUCACGAGCAUCAAGCCAUUUGCAACGGCAUCAGAGACGUUCUCCAACCCUUCCACAUAGACCAACACACCCGAUGCUUGCAGUUCGCUUCGCCCGCCUUUGACGUCACAAUGUCGGAGACGUUGACAAUUCUUUACGCUGGAGGCUGCAUCUGUAUUCCCAACAACCAGGAGGUUGUUGAUGACAUCAACGCAAGCAUGGCGAAGCUUCAAGUUACGCAUGCUUUUCUUACGCCGACUGUCGCCGCGCAGGCCGAGCCGACAGUUGCUUCCUCUCUCAAAUAUCUCAUCGUUGGAGGUGAGCCUCUACGGAAGUCAGAGGUGGUCUCGCUGAGUCCGAAGUUGAAUCUCAUCAAUACCUAUGGCGGCACUGAGAUGGGUAUCUGGGAGACCUCUACACUCUCGUUAACACCCGAGAGUGACAACCGGAAUGUAGGCCAUACCGUUGGUGCCAAGAUCUGGAUUGUUCACCCUCACAAUCACGACAUCCUCCUUCCCAUCGGUAUGCCCGGCGAGGUUUUCGUCGAGAGCAUUGCACUUGCCAGAGGCUACUACCGACCGGUCGAUAGACGAGCAUUUAUCGACGAGCCCAAGUGGCGUGGAAGGUUCCCCAACCGCAAUACAGCUCGGUUCUACCUCUCAGGAGAUCUGGGACAGUACGAAGCCGACGGAACUCUGAUUCUACUCGGCCGGAAAGACACCCAGGUGAAACUGAGAGGCCACCGCAUCGAGCUGGGUGAAGUCGAGCACCACCUCGGCAAGAGUCUUCCUGGCCAAGAACCUGUUGUUGAAGUCGUCAAGGACUUGGCAUCAUCCAGGGGCUCGGCGACUCUGGUGGCGUUUGUUGUGUUCCCCGGAUCUGAUGCGGAACAGCCCAGCGAGCAGCAACUCGCUGUCGCGGCAGAAGUCAGGACGCGAGUCACAGCUGAUCUCUCCCGUUUCUUGCCCGCCUACAUGAUUCCAGCCGUUUUCAUACCCAUCUCCUCGGUUCCACUUACAGUGUCUGGGAAAACCGAUCGCCGUGUGCUCAGACUGGUAGCGCAACGACUUUCAUCGAGCCAACUUACGAUUCUUCGUGGUGCUCAGGGGUCUGUUGAGGCGCCGGAGACUGAGGCUGAGCUGCAGUUGCAAUCAGUCUGGUCUUCGACCCUCGACGUCGAUCCCAUCAUGAUUGGAAAGAACACGUCCUUCUUCGAGCUCGGUGCAGAUUCCAUCGCUGCAAUGAAGGCGGCCAGCGCGGCUAGAGCUAUCGGUCUGUCUUUGGGCCUGUCAGAAUUCUUCAGGUACCCGAAGCUUUCCGACCUAGCCAAGUUUGCAUCAGAAGCAUCAACUGGAGUAGCAGAGGAUCAGGUGGCACCAUUUUCGCUCGUUCCACUUGAUGCUGCUAUGGAACUACGCCGGGAAGCUGCUCAGCAAUGCAACACCUCUCCCGCGGACCUCGAAGACCUCUACCCAUGCACCCCUCUUCAGGAAGGUCUGAUCUCACUUUCGUCUAAGCAUGACACCUCGGAGGCGUACAUCAGCAGGAAGGUCUUCAACUUGCCCAGUCACAUCAACAUGUUUCAGUUCGAGGAAGCAUGGAAUAUCACGGCUCAAGCCCACCCCAUUCUCCGAACCAGACUAGUCAACACCGCUGACCGGGGGAUGCUCCAGGCCGUGGUCAAAGGUCCUUUGGCUUGGAGGUUUGAAAGCGAUCUGAAUGGAUACUUGACUGGAGACGCGCAACAGCCGAUGACUUUCGGUACGCCACUCUGCCGAUAUGCCUUGAUCGACGUUGAGUCAGGAACACAGAGGACUCCCGUCUUCGUCUGGACCAUUCAUCAUUGCAUCUACGACGGAUUGUCGAUAUCCAUCAUCCAGGACGCUUUCUGGAGGGCGUACAAUGGCCAGAACGUCGCCCCUUCUCCUCCAUUCGGCAACUUCAUCAAGUUUGUCAAUGAUAUCAAUGUCAAUGCUUCCCUGAGUUUCUGGAAGUCGUAUCUAGAUGGGCCAGACCUGUCCUUUUUCCCUUCGGUCCCAUCUUCGAUCUCCACACCUAAGCCUGACUCGACCGUGGUGCGUGAAUUCCCUUGGACUUGGAAGCCGACGAAUGGUCUCAGCACAUCUACACUCUUGAAGACUGCGUGGGCUAUAGUUUCGGGCAGAUACUCUGGCUCUCGGGACGUCAUCUUUGGAAACACUUUGAGUGGCAGGAAUACUCCCGUGCCUAUUCCUGGCCUUGAUGUCAUUACUGGCCCUACGAUAGCAACUGUUCCGGUUCGUAUUCGCUGGGAGCCUAAGAUGACAAUCGUGGAACUUCUCGAGGCGGUUCGGCGCCAAGAGUCCGAUAUGCGGCACUUUGAGCAAACGGGCCUGCAAAACAUUUCGCGCAUCAGCUCAGAUGCUCGAGGAGCAUGCCAAUUCUCCUGUCUCUUCUUGGUACAGCCUCCUGCCACUAUCUAUCAGGCUCAGCUGAAGGAAGUCUUUGGUGUCGAGGACCAUGACAAGUCUACAGAAUACGAUGAUCAUCCUCUGUCCAUCGAGUGUGAGAUGGAUAAGCAUCAACUACGCGUCAUUGCCACCUUCGACAGCCGCGUUCUGCACGAGGAACGACUGGAGAGAAUCGUCACCCUUUUCCAGCAGACGGUCUUGUAUCUGAGCAGCAACUUUCAGUCCCAGAUUUCCUCCUUGAACCUGGUCACCGAUGCAGACAUUUACCAGAUCCAGGAGUGGAACGAGAUACCGCCGACGGUUGUCCGAAGACAGGCACACGACCUCUUCCGCCACCAAGCCAGGCUGCGUUCAACUCACACUGCCCUCAGCUCUUGGGACGGUGUGAUGACAUACUUUCAGCUCGACGAUGCCUCGGAUCGCCUUGCAGGUCACCUCCAUGCCCUCGGAGUUGGGCCGGAUGUCUUGGUUCCCAUCUGCUUCGAAAAGUCCCUCUGGGCGAUAGUCGCGAUGCUGGGUAUCUUGAAGGCCGGUGGUGCUUUUGCUGUCGUUGAGCCUUCCCAUCCUCUCGACAGAAAAGAAGUCAUUGUUCGGCAGCUCGGCGCCAAGGUCGCUGUUGUAGCGCCUUCGACCGAGGGACUGUUCCCAUCCGGAAGACCCUUGCCGAAUGGCAGCACAGACAACGCCAUGUAUGUCAUCUUCACAUCUGGCUCUACGGGUACUCCGAAAGGAUGUGUGACUGAGCAUUGGGCCUUCUGCUCGGCCAUGUACGAGUUUGGCCGUGAUAGCGGCUUACGAUCCGACGGUCAAGUCCUGCAAUUCGCAUCCUACAGCUUCGAUACCAGCUCAGAAGAGAUCUUCUGCACGCUCUUUGCGGGUGCUACCCUUCACAUCCCUUCGGAAGCAUCACGUAUCAACGACCUGGCUGGUGAGAUCCGUCGGACAAAGACCAACUGGGCCGAACUCAACCCCAAGGUUGCUUCGCUCCUCAUUUCCGAAGAAGUUCCCUCUCUAAAGACCAUCAUUCUUGGAGGUGAUCGAUCCCACGGAAGCGAUGUCAGCCGAUGGCCCGAGAGCACCAAUCUCCUCAACUCGUAUGGUUGCACCGAGGCAUCCGUUACAUCUACCCUCAUCCCUCUUGACAGACGGAGCAACGAGGAGCCUCCCAUCGGCAAAGGUGUCGGCUGUAACCUCUGGAUCGUUGAUUCUGACAAUCACGACAUGCUCGUCCCCGUUGGUGCACCCGGUGAGCUUCUUAUUGAGGGGCCGGGCCUUGCUCGUGGCUAUCUCGGGGACCCCGAGCGCACCGCAAAGUCCUUCAUCUUCGACCCAGCUUGGGCCAAUGAUGGAUCCGGAAGGAAGCGUCGCUUCUACAAGACGGGUGAUCUUGUGCACGCCAAUGACGAGGGUGCUGUUUUCUACCAUGGUCGUAAAGAUACGCAGAUCAAGCUUCGAGGUCAGCGCGUGGAGCUCGGCGAAAUUGAGCAUCAGCUAGCCCAGGCACUCCCAGAACUUGAUGUGUCUGCCGAGAUCGCGACGAUGCAGGCCAACAGUCAAGCUCCGGAUACCCUCGUUGGAUUCAUUGUUUUCCCCAACGAUGAGGAGCAGUCUGCUGAAGUCGCUACAUGCCUGGAUGCUGCGACGGUCGAGAAGCUAGCCUCCAUCAGGCCCAAGCUCAUCGCGGAUCUCUCGCGGUCUUUGCCGGCCUAUAUGGUCCCAACUCUGUUCGUUCCCAUGAACAGAAUGCCCUUGACAAUCUCAGCCAAGGCAGAUCGCCGAAAGCUUCGUGCACUCGCUCAAGGCUUGAGUCCCGAAGACCUCGCCCUGCUGCAGGGAACCUCAGAUGUCAAGGAGCAGCCACAGUCCCAAGCUGAAGUCAAUAUGCAGGCUGUGUGGGCUGGAGUCCUCGGGGUCAAGACUGAGACCAUCGGUCUCGACGAUAAUUUCUUCCGAAUCGGCGGAGAUUCGAUUACUGCCAUGAAGAUGGUCCCUGUCGCACGACAACUCGGUCUUCAUAUUUCAGUUGCCGACGUUUUCCGCACUCCAAUCCUGAGAGAUCUCGCUUCUCAAGCUGCCGCAAGUGACCAACCGUCUCAGGUUGAACAUAUUCCUGCAUUUUCUCUCAUUGACCAAAGUGAGAAGGAAUCAAUCGUCGUCGAGGCAGCCAAGCAAUGCGGUGUACGACCUGAGGAAGUGGAGGACGUCUAUCCUUGCACGCCUCUUCAGGAGGGACUAAUGUCGCUUUCCGCAAAGCAGCAUGGCUCGUACAUCAUGCGUCAAGUCCUGGUGCUAUCGACUGACAUCCGCAUGGCCGAUUUCCAUCAGGCUUGGGAGCAGGUUGUUCAGGCGCACCCGAUCUUGCGGACGCGGAUUGUCAGUGUGGGCUCCAAUAUGUAUCAAGCCAUCACCACUCGGUCACUGUCAUGGAACACCAGCAUUGACCUUGACCACUACAUCGCGCACGACGAUUCUCGGGAGGUUGAGUUUGGAGCACCUCUCAGCCGAUACGCAAUCAUCCCCUACUACGAUAGGUUCUUUUUCGUUUGGACGCUACACCACUGCAUCUACGAUGGCUGGUCACUCCCACUCCUCCUCACCGACCUCUCCAAGGCCUACAACAAGACCUCGCGCGGAGACUCGGAUAUUCCGGGGUUCAAUACCUUCAUUAAGCAUCUGAAUGGACUGGAUAAGACCGAUUCAGACACCUUCUGGUCAUCCUACCUCGAAGGCCCGAGUACCACAUUCCCUGCUUCACUGCUCCCGAACCAGACUGCCCAGCCCAGUGCAACCCAUGACGAGAAUAUUGGUUUCUCUGUUAACUCCAUUGACGGUAUCACUUCAUCGACCAUUCUCCGCACUGCUUGGGCUCUACUCACGCGAAGCUACACCGGCGAUUCGGAUGUGGUCUUUGGCAUGACAGUCAAUGGCCGCAACGCACCUGUUCUUGGCAUCGAUCGGAUGAGUGGCCCGACCAUUGCCACCAUUCCUGUUCGUGUCCGUUGGGAUUCUAAGGGGAGCACCAACAUCCGUUCCUUGCUCGAGUCUGUGCAGCAGGAUGCCACAACCAUGAUUCCGUUCGAGCAGACAGGCCUGCAACACAUCUCUCGUCUACACGAGGACGCUCAAGCUGCUUGUCAGUUUGGCACUCUGUUCGUUGUUCAACAGGAUGACAGCGAGGAAGAUAAAGCCGUAGCAAACAUCAUGGAGCUCUACGACGCGUCCGAGGACACUUCAGCCCAGUUCACCACCCAGCCAUUGCUAGUUGAGUGUGUGAUGGAGGCAUCGUCAAGAACCGUCUCCCUUCGGAUGAGUUACGACCCAAAGUUGCUGGAUUCUUUUCUGGUUUCUGGAAUGGCGCAGCAGUUCAAGCACAUUCUGUCGCAGCUGGUCGAGAUGGAGAACCUCGACAAGCCCAUCGGAGACCUUCAUCUCAUCAACCCAGCCGAUCAUGAGCAGGUUAUGAAGUGGAAUGAAGGACGGGUCAAUCCCAUUCACAAGACCAUGCACGACCUUGUGAGUGCUGCCGCCGUCGUCAAUGCCACACGUCCUGCUAUCAGCGCCUGGGACGGCGAAAUGACGUACGCGGAACUUGAGUCGGCAUCUUCGCAAGUUGCUGGUCGACUUCGCAGCGUCGGCGUUGGCAGCAUUGGCCAAGGUGAGAUGGUCUUGUUGUGCUUUGAGAAGUCUCGAUGGGCUAUCGUCUCGGCACUCGCGAUUCUCAAGGCUGGCGCGGCAUUUGUUGCUCUUGACCCAGCCCAGCCGGAUGAUAGACUCGCGACGAUUAUGAAGCUGUCGAAAGCUCGUCUUGUCUUGACUUCCAAGGGCUUGGAGGAGCGCUUGACACGCCUCUCCAAGAACACACCCAACGUCGUAUGCACCUCGGAGCUUGUUGCUUCGGCAGACACCGCCACUCCCUUCGUCAAGCGGCACAGAGCUUCCGGUAGUGAUGCCCUCGUCAAAGGAGUCAUCUCAUCACCUGAAGAUCUUGCCUACGUCAUCUUCACUUCUGGCAGUACUGGUGUACCCAAGGGUGUCAUGAUCAGUCAUCGCGCGGCAUCUUCGAGUAUGAUGGCUCAUGCUGAGCGCUUUGGGGUCGACUCUUCGAGUCGUACGCUACAAUUCUCAUCCCUGACGUUCGAUGCUUGCAUUUUUGAGAUCUUCACAACGCUUGCCACCGGCGGCUGUAUCUGUAUGCCUUCAGAUGCCCAGCGUGUGGAUGAUCUCGCAGCAGCUAUCAACUCCUAUUCCAUCAACACCGUCAUGUUGACGCCGUCCGUUUUGGCGCUGCUAUCACUAGAAGAUACACCUUCACUUCGCUCCAUCAUUUUCAUCGCCGAGCAAGUCACUGACAAUGACAUCUCACGCUGGUCUAGCCAAUGUCGCAUCCAGAAUGGUUACGGGCCUACAGAGUGUACUGUCGUUUGCGUCGUUAAUCCCGAUCUUCGGGACGGCGGUCGCAUCGGCCACGCUGUCGGUUGUCGUGCGUGGGUUGUUGACGCCGAUAACAUCGACAAGCUGGUGCCGAUCGGAUGCACCGGUGAGCUUCUCAUUGAAGGACCUAGUCUCGCCAUCGGAUACCUGAAUGAUGCGCAGCGAACGUCAGAAUCAUUCAUCUUCAAUCCCGCUUGGGCACUCGGCGACGAGCCUUCGGCAACGCGCCGUUUCUACAGGACAGGUGACUUGGUGCGGCAGACAAGCAACGGCUCCUUCAUCUACCUCGGACGCAAGGAUACCCAGGUCAAGCUCCGUGGUCAGAGGAUUGAGCUUGGGGAGAUCGACUUCCACAUUCGCCGUGCUCUCCCGUCGGCCACUGUACGUUCAGAUAUCGUUGAUCUUCAGCAACAAAAGGCUGGCAGCGGCAUGCUCAAGGCAAUUGCUGCCUUUGUCGUCCUUGAUGGUGUCGACGUAAACAUCGAGAGUAACGCUGGUAUAAGCGCUGAUUCACUCAAGCAGGUUGGUGAAGCUGCCUCUACUGCUGUUGCUGAGCUGGGUCGCUCGGUGCCACCUUACAUGGUCCCUUCAAUCUUCAUCCCCAUUUCCAAGAUGCCUCUCACUGUCUCUGGAAAGACGGAUCGUCAAAGGCUCAAGGCCAUCGCAGCCAAGGUCCCCCACAAGCACCUCAAUACCUUGCGAGCCCUUCAACGCGGAGUAACAGGCGACGGACUCAAGGUUGCACCUCGCAACGAUGUCGAAAAGCGCAUGCAAUCCGCCUGGUCAACCGUCCUACAGCUGGAUCCCGAGAGCAUCGGCAUCAAUGACAGUUUCUUCCGUCUCGGUGGAGACUCCAUCUCUGCGAUGAAGCUUGUUACAGCUGCGCGAUCAGUCGGCAUCUCCAUCACCGUGUCCGACAUCUUCCAGACGCCCAUUUUGGCCAACCUUUGUCGGUGCAGUAGCAACGAGAGCGAUGAGAUUGAAGUCAUUCCACCGUUUUCUCUCAUCUCAGCAUACGACACCCUGAUGCAUCAAGAGGCUGCCCGACAGUGCGGUGUGGCUCCUGAAGCCCUCGAAGACUUGUAUCCUUGCACCCCGCUUCAACAGGGCCUUAUCUCGCUCUCGGUCAAGGAAGAGGGAUCUUACAUCGUUCGCGAGACCUUCCGCCUCCGCAGUGUGCGCGUGAGCCGAUUCCAGAAGGCUUGGGAGUACGUCGCGAACAUUCACCCUAUUCUUCGCACCCAGCUCGUGCAUCUGGACACCUACGGAACUCUUCAGGCCGUGAUCAGCACCAAACAGGCAAUGCGGUGGCGCACGGCUUCCUCUCUGGAGGAGUAUCUUGCCCAAGACGAGAAAGAGACCAUGGGCCUGGGUACACCCCUCAGCCGGUAUGGUCUUGUGUUGCCGACCAACCUGGCGGACGACGCCAUCUUCAUCUGGACUGCCCAUCACGCCAUGUACGAUGGUUGGUCGAUGCCCAUCAUCAAGGAGGCUGUUGCCACAGCGUACAUGGAAGUGAUGCUCCCUGAGGCUCCUGCAUUCAACACAUUCAUCAAGCACAUCCAGGGAGUCGAUGCGACCGCCGCUCAGUCAUUCUGGAAGUCUUACUUUGACGAAGCAGGUGCUUCACCUUUCCCUGCUGUUCCACACGGAGCUUCUCUGGAGUUCCGAGCCGACAGGUCCGAGAAGGUAAACCUGUCUUGGAAGUCCCGACAACGUGAUGGAGUCACCGUAUCGACUCUCCUCCGUGCAGCAUACGCCAUCGUCGUCGGGACGUACACCGGUUCCUCUGAUGUUGUCUUUGGCACGACAUUGAGUGGCCGCAACGUUCCUGUACCUCGCGUUGAGACUAUCGUUGGCCCAACUAUCACGACUGUACCAGUCCGGUUGUCUUGGGAUGCCAAUAUGACCGCACAGGAGCUGCUGCAGAACGCCCAGCGCCAGGCCACCACGAUGAUGCCUUUCGAGCAGAUGGGUCUAGUCAACAUUGCAAAGAUCAGCGAAUCAGCCAAGAGAUCUUGCCAGUUCCAGAGCAUUUUUGUCGUCCAGCCUGAGAAAGAUGACGACAGUGCUGCGUGCGAGAGUCUCUUUGGUGACCAGCUGAGCAAUGCCUCCAGCAGCGAGGAGACUGCUUCUCCUCAGACUUACCCCCUGGGUAUUGAGGCGACGGUCGAGGGCAAUGAGCUUGAACUAUCUGCCACCUAUGACAGUCGCAUCAUUGAUCCCCCUGAGAUGCGCCGCAUCUUGCAUCAGGUCGGGCAUGCCGCCUCGCUCCUCGACCAGAACCCCAAUCUUCCCAUCUCAGCAUUGAACUUGGCCGGCAAAUCAGACUUGUCUCAGAUCCAGGCAUGGAACGCCCGAGGUCCUCCAGCAGGAGCGCGAGAGGCUGUGUACACCAUUAUUAGUCGCAAUCCCUCCUCGGCGCCCGCUGUCAGUGCGUGGGAUGGUGACUUGACAUAUGCCGACUUGACCAGGCUCUCUAAUGGCUUGGCCCAUCGCCUCCGCGGCAUGGGAGUCGGCGUCGGCGCCGAGACUGUGGUCGCCUUCAGCCACGGGAAGUCCAAAUGGGUUCCAGUCAUUAUGCUUGGUAUCCUCAAGGCAGGUGGUGCGUUCGUUGCUUUGGAUGCUGCUCAGCCUGAAAGCCGUCUCAAGUUCAUCGUCGAAGAAGCUAGGAUCGGCGUCCUUCUCACUUCACCUGAGCUGGCAAAAUCGCCCUCGUUGACGAAUCUCCCUGUCACUCCAGUCUUCCCAGCGUCGCUCGAGUACUCGAUCGAGGAGAAGGAGACUACCCCGCCACCUGCUCACAGUGUCUCUCCACCUGACUCCCUGGCAUAUGUUGUCUUCACGUCUGGCAGCACGGGUGUGCCAAAGGGAGUGAUGGUGUCUCAUUCUGCUGCGGCCUCCAGCACUUUGGCCCACGGCUCCGCCAUGGGAAUUACUUCCGAGAGUCGAGUCUUGCAAUUCGCUUCUUACACUUUCGACGCCUGUGUGCUUGAGGUACUUGGCACUCUGCUCGCUGGAGCUUGUGUCUGCAUCCCCUCGCCGGAGGAGGCUACCGAGGACCUGAACGCAGCAGUCCGCAAGUAUGGUGUUAACUUUGCUGCUCUCUCACCUCGAGUCGCUUCUCUCCUUCGUCCUAAGGAGGUCCCAGCCAUCAAGGCUAUUGCACUGGGUGCUGAGGUUGUGACGAGCUCAGAUAUCCAGCGAUGGGAGGGCCGACGUGUGAGUAACGGUUACGGCCCGACCGAGUGCACCGUUGUGUGCGUCUUGGAGUCUAGCAACCACAAGCCUGGACGCAUCGGAAGAGGUGUUGGCUGUAUCUGCUGGAUCGUGGACCCUGAAGAUCCGAACAAGCUGGCACCUGUCGGUGCGCCUGGAGAGCUUCUCGUCGAGGGACCAUGUCUGGCUCGCGGAUAUCUUCAUCAAGAAGAGAAAACCCGGGCCGCCUUCGUACAGGAUCUUGCCUGGACUCAAGGUUUCCCCAGUCCUAGUAGCAGGCCCACACGUUUCUAUAAGACCGGCGACAUUGUCAGGUACGACUCAGACGGUGGCAUCUUAUUCAUCGGCCGAAAGGACAACCAAGCCAAGCUCAGGGGUCAGCGCAUUGAACUCAGCGAAGUUGAACAUCAUAUGCGUCGCGCUCUACCUGAGUGCCACGUCGUUGCCGACAUCGUCAGCUUCCCUCAACAGAAGAACGACUCCAUGGCCUUGGUCGCCUUUGUCGUGCCUUCGAGCAGCAAGGCAUCGGGCAACUCCCUCGGAUCCAUGCUUCCGCUCGACAGCGAAGCAGUCAAGGCCUUUGCUCAAUCUUGGGCGAAGGCAACAGUGGAGAUGUCUCAUGCAGUGCCGCUUUACAUGGUUCCCACGCUCUAUAUCCCUCUCGACUCAAUCCCACUCACCUCGUCGAGCAAGGUCGAUCGUCGCAGACUUCAGGCUAUUGUUGCAGACGUCACUACCGAACAAUUGGAACUUCUCCGUGGCGUUCAAGGUGUGAAAGAAGCUCCACGCUCGUCCCUGGAAAAGAGCGUGGUGUCUGCCUGGGCACAUGUCCUUGGACUUAACACCGGCAAGAUUGGCAUCCGGGACAGUUUCUUCCGUCUUGGAGGCGAUUCUAUCACAGCUAUGCGCCUGGUGCCAAUUUUGGCCGAGGGUGGUCUGACGCUCCGUGUCUCUGAUGUCUUCAAGUAUCCGGUCUUGGCCAGUUUGUGUCGCCAUCUCCAAGGGGAUGAAGACCGCACAGAUGGGUCUUCCUCCUCGACAGACGAGUGGUCAGAUCUUGGCGGCAGUCAAGAUCUCACUCCCGACGCUGAGCAUAUCGAUGAAGAGGCCCUGCAAGUUGCUGCUGCUGAAAACAUCGCCAUUGGUACCGAAUUGUCUUCAGUGGCACAAGCUUCUUCAAGCAGUCCAGCCGAGUACCACAUCACACCGGCGUCAGACUUCCAAGCUCUUGCAUUCGAGUUCUCUCAGCUCCGGAACCGCGGGUUUGUCAACUACUUCGUCCUCCGCUUCCUCGAUCGCUUCAGUCAUGAACGCAUCCGCAAUGCAUGCACGCAACUGGUUCAGCACCACUCCAUCCUUCGCACCAAGCUCAAGCUUGCCAAUGGCCGACUCUGGCAGCUUGCUGCGUCCAGGACCUCUUUCCAGCCCGCUUUUGAGUUCUUUCGCGUCACUUCGGAUGAUGUCGUCUCUUUCACCACGCGCUUGAUCGAGACUGAUGAGGCCCGUCGCUUGGGUUCCGAUGAGAUUCCUACCAAGUUCUUCAUCGUCGAGUCCGCCUCGCAAACUCAACUUGUCAUGAGGCUUGCUCAUACGCACUAUGACGGCCUGUCCUUCCCACUUCUUCUCCAAACGCUUUCCCAGGCUUUGAAGCGGAGUGAACUUGCUCCUGAAGUCUCCUUCGCCAAGUUUUCUUCCAGUAUCCAGGCUCUUCCUUCUCGGCACUCCAUGUCAUACUGGCGACACCUCCUUGAGAACUCGCAGAUGACUCCAGUCAUCACUCCUGCUGCCAUCACCGCCAACGACGGAAUUGAGGAUCACAUUACUCGGCUUGUGACCUUGCCAAAUCUUUCUCAAGCUAGUGUGACCUUCGCCAGCGUUCUCAAGGCCGCCUGGGCCAUCGUCCUUGCCCAACACUCGAGUCUCUCCGACGUUGUCUUUGGCUGCCUGGUGUCCGGUCGAUUCGCUCCGGUCGCUGGCAUCGAGUCCGUGGUAGGACCUUGCGUCAAUCUAUCUCCUGUCCGCGUCAACAACAUCUUGAAGGACACUAGCACGCGUUCUUUCCUGCAAGCCGUUCACGCCCAACACACCAAGAGCAUGGAGCACGAGCACGUCGGGUUCCGUCGCAUCAUUACGGGAGCCACGUCUUGGCCAGCUCGAACUUCUUUCGCGGGCGCGUCCAUCGUGCAGCACCAAAACAUCCCUCUGGCCGCUGAGCUCAACGAAACGACACCAGACUUGCCUUUUGAGUUGAGCGCCAAGGGAGGUACCUCGAAUGCUGCUGCUAUCUGGAUCAUUACUACUUCCCGUCCUUCAGAGGGCCUUUUGAGUAUCGAGCUUACUCACGCCCUCAACACGAUCAAUCACAACACCGCCGAGACUCUUUUGCAGGCACUCUGUGUCGCUAUUGAGCAUUUCGGUCACCACUGGGACUCGGAAGCAUCGCUUCCCGACACUCGAAGCCAGAAAACCAAGACCAACAACGCGCCACUCUUGCCUGGCGGACCAAUUGGCGAUGUCGCUGAGUCUGUCGCGUCUUCCGACGUGCAAAGUCCUGAUGAACAGGCCCGCGCGGUGGUCAAUCAGGCGUGGAGCUUGUUGCAAAAGGCACAUUCCCGAGACACAUCGUCAGAAGGAAUACCUACCUCCAUGUUCGACGUUUGGAAUGACAACCUCGUCGCUGUGGCUUUGAAGGGCAUGUAUGAGAGCCUGGACGUUUUCCUUGAUCUUGAGCAAUUGCUUCAGCAUCCAACGAUGGAAUCGCAAGCAAGCUUGCUGACUUCUUUGGACUUCUGAGUUUUGUACUUGUAGUUAUCAUUUUUUCCUUGUUUGUCUGAGAAUGUCUCUCGGGAACAGUACUUGACUGCUAGAAUGG